This is a messenger RNA of Oreochromis aureus, 5304 nucleotides long. RefSeq names its product sorting nexin family member 30 (gene snx30). NCBI's taxonomy places the organism in Eukaryota, Metazoa, Chordata, Actinopteri, Cichliformes, Cichlidae. The record is from RefSeq and is a predicted model, not a curated record. The transcript has 9 exons. The coding region runs from base 247 to 1578 and encodes 443 amino acids. Gene Ontology annotation, molecular function: phosphatidylinositol binding.
CGUCAUUUGUCACGUGACUGACAUGUUUACAUCCAGGUUCUUCUCGUUUAACUUCCGGAACUGCGCAGUAGGAGUCAGCUGACAGUUGUGGUCAAGCAGCCAGUGAAACAUCUCAGCUGAAGAGACCCUGAACAGAGGAGGGGGAAAAAAGCCUCUUUUUUUGUCUCCAGAACCAUAACGGCCGCGGAGAAACGGACAGCCGUUACCUCCUCAGAUACCCGGCCACGUCUUCCCGCCUUCCACGCAAUGAGUAUCAGCGCUCCGAAAGGCCUGGCCAGCUCGGGGCAAAAGCCCAUCACGGAGAUCCUCCACCCGCUGUCCGCCGCCGAGGAACCGCUCUCCCCCGGGCCAGAUGUCACCGUCAGCGGUGGAAGGGAUAAGGAAGUGGGGCUGACCAACGGCACGCCGGUCGAGACGCCGAGUCCGGCUUCUGCGUCCGUGCUCUUCAACAGGCUGCACCUGGACGAUGACUUGGACCCAGACACCCGGGACCCCUACGCCGACACAGAAACCCACGACCUUUUCGUCACUGUCGACGACCCAAAGAAGCACGUCUCCACCAUGGAGACCUACAUCACUUACAGAGUCUCCACCAAGACAUCACGGAUAGAGUUUGACCUGCCAGAGUACUCUGUUCGGCGGCGCUAUCAGGACUUUGACUGGCUGAGGACCAAGCUGGAGGACAGCCAGCCGACCCACCUCAUCCCACCGUUGCCGGAGAAGUUUGUGAUGAAGGGCGUGGUCGAUCGUUUUUCCGAGGAGUUUGUGGAGACGAGGAUGAAGGCCCUGGACAAGUUCCUCAAACGAGUUGCAGACCACCCCGUCCUCUCCUUCAACCCUCAUCUAAAUGCUUUCCUGUCUGCCAAGGACCUCAACAAACGUCAGGGUCUGGCCCUGCUGACCAAAGUGGGUGAGUCUGUGAAGAGCGUGGCUGGAGGCUACAAGCUGCGAGUGCGACCUCCUGAGUUCUGCGCCCUGGGAGAAUACCUGGACACCUUUAACCAGAAACUGGGAACCAUCGACCGGAUCGCUCAGAGGAUCCUCAAAGAGCAGUCAGAGUACCUAACUGAGCUACGCGAGUAUGGUACAGUCUAUGCCAGUUGGGCGGGGUCAGAGGAGGAGCUGCAGCGUCCUCUGGAGGGCGUGGCUGGCUGUGUGACGACGUGCUGCGGCGCGCUGGAGGACAUGAGUGAGAACAUGAGCCAGGACUUCCUACCCGUGCUCAGAGAAUACAUUCUCUACAUCGAGUCAAUGAAGAAUGUUUUGAGGAAGCGAGACCAGAGCCAAGCGGAGUACGAAGGCCGUCUAGAAGCAGCCGUAUUGCGCAAACAAGAGGACAGAACACCCAUACCAGCGGAGGUAGAGAAAUGCCAGGACAAAAUGGAGUGUUUCAACGCUGACCUGAAGGCAGACUGGGAGCGCUGGCAGAGCAACAAGAGACAAGACUUCAAGCAGCUUCUCACCGGCAUGGCCGACAAAAACGUCACCUAUUAUGAAAAGUGCCAGGCAGCGUGGGAGUCGCUCAUAACUGUCCUCCAGGACAAACAGACUGAAGACAAAACGAGUGAGACGAACUGAAACAUCUCUAUCUCUUUCUCUCCGUCUCUCCACACACACUCUCUCGUUCAUGCCACGGAAAAAGACCAACAGGGCAGCAGGUUUACCUGCUGGACUCGGGGCCCCUGUUCUCCUGUGAGAUGAUUGUAUGAGGGGAGUCGUCUCCCUCUAAGAUUUUGGGCCGCUAAGGAGGAAACACACGGUGCAUUCGAGGACAGCUAGGAAAAGAGGAGAAACCUACUAUGUAUAGUUUUUGUUUUUGUUUCUUUUUUUGACUUUUUCUACUUCAUAUUUCGAGUUAACAGUCGGUUGCCAAUGCUACUUUGUGUUUAUUUAACCGCAGUCUCUUACUCAACGCUCUCCCAUUUUCAUACUGAGAAAACUGUUCAUGAAGGUAUUGCUGCUGUGUGGGUCUAUGAAGUAUCUUAGGUUUGUUUCAGAUAUGUUCAAAACAUCCUCAAGAUGUUUUUUUUUUUUUUUUUUUUUUUGUCCUGCCAGGUUGUAAAAGCCUCUGGGAAAUACAACAGUGAAUGAACACAAAUUUACUCUCUUGUACUCAAAGCACCACACAUGUUUUGUUUUUGUUUUUUUAAUCUAAACUUUUACCAAAGGUCACAAACUUCACCCCUGUCGUUCCUGCACCUAUUACUAAAAAUAAUCCACAAAAAUCAGGUGGUAUGUGAUAAAUGUUCAAGUGGGACCUGUGCAUGUUUUCCCAAAGGGACACUUUAGUAUAUCUCGGUUAUUUAUUUGUUUUUUGUUGCUACACACCCUCACAGAUAAAUGGAGAUAAACAGUCUUCAGCGAUGACGAUGAAGGUGCCUAUAGAAGAAAACAAGUUCUUGCCAUCCAUAAAUCAACAUUUCGGGCUAUAAUCUCUGGUCUCACUAACUCAAACUUAAGAGAAAAUAACUCGAAAUUUUGAGAUUAUAACUCAGACUUUUAAGUUAUGAGUAGCAAAAAAGAUUUUUGUUUGUUUUUUUUAAGUGAUGGCAACAAGCUUCUAUAGGUGUCUGAGCUGAACGCUGAGGUUUGUCUGAGAGGUCACUUUGUGGAAGGUGGAGUUUUAAAGAGAACAGCGGCUCCACCUUGUGGCCAAGCUGUUAAUAGUUUUCUCCCACGCUUUUGAAAUGAGGGGGAAGUGAAGCAGUGAGCUACCUCUUUUGGGUUCUCUUGAUAUCGUCUUUCUCUCACCAUUCCCAUUUAUACCCUUCUUCUUCUUCUUUAAGCAAAGACUUACCUCAGUUGGCGAUGUUAACGGUGCAUUUGGUUCAUAAUAAUAAUAAUAAGGUGAAGACUCCAGUGGUGCUCUGUAACUUGUUAAAGACAUAAAUGUUUUACCAUUGGAUUUAUUUUUUUUUAUUAACUUAUUAAUUCUUUCCUUGCAGUUCUUUGCCUAAGUGAUAAAACCCUGCAUUGAAGCAUGCAUCACCAUUCUUUAUGGAAAAUAAGAAAGCCAUGAAUCCUGAAUAUAAGGUGUCAGUGUGGUCAUGCUGCUGGCUUACAGAGGAACUAAAACCUCUGAGGCUAGUGGAAAAAUCCCUGCUGUGUCAUGUUAAGAGUGAGACAUUGCAACAAAACCAAACAAAAAAUCUACACCCUGAGUGAUGCAACACAUUACUUUAAAUUCUUAGGUUGCCUGUUUUAACCAAACGGGCUGAGACUGAGGUACUGAACAGCGUGGAAACCCUCUGCGGUGCAGCUCUGUUAGCAGUCUGAGGAUGUGACCUCAUCUGCUCAGCUGUGACUCAUGGGAUAAUGAGGUGGAGCCCUGCAGCACAUCACACUUCUUUAUUAUUUUCCAACUCCUGAAUGGGAAAAAUCCCCUCACUGCAGUCAUAUUAUUUAAAACUUUCUUAUUUACUGCCAACCCAGAAGAAAGGGUUUGAAGCACAGACAGUAGAUGUAUCUUGCUUAUUCUGCUUUCCUUUUACUCUGAAAGUAGCUAAAACCUGACCAAUGACACCCAGGCAGACUCAGUCAUGUGACAUUUCCACAGUCACCACGUUUUGGCCUCCUGUUGGUUAAGAGUUUCUCCUUCACUGACAGGAUUUCCAGACUAGAGCUGCUUUCAGGUUUUGUUACAGUCAAGUAAAGUAGCCGUCACAUUACUGAGCCUGCCCCUCCAUCCAACCAAAUGCAAGUGCUGAACUAGUUUUAGUUUGCUCUCUCUUUUUUUAAUGUCCUUAUCUAUUUUUGCCUUUCACAUUUUACCCUUAAGCUUUAAAACAGUGAAGCAGCUACUCUGUAACUAGCAGAAGUCAACAAUGUGAAGAAAAAUUAUCUUUAAGGAUGGAGGCAGAUGCAGUGGAGCGGCCUAUGGAUGCACCAGGGCUAAAAGGGAAAAUCCAAAGAUUUACUACGAUCAUUCUUACCCUUACUGUUGCCCUAUAAUAACCCCAUUGCAUUUGAAUAGCUCAAACCUUAGAGUUUGACUGUUAAGUUCUAGUAGUAGUCCACUAGUAGUGCUAUUGAGCAGUAUUUGUAGCUGCUCCUGCCUUGAUUGUACACAUACAAACAGAUCAGGUGCCAGCUUUUAUCUAUUAAAGGGAUCAUACAUCUGUUUAUACUAAAGAAAACCCCAGAUUGGUUUAAAAACAUUAAAUGAGAUGACUUAUGUGUUUCUUCUUGAUGUUUGCUUGUAGCUAAAACUCACUGAAGCCCGAGUGCAGUUUGAGAAGUAACUAGAUGAAAUGUAGCAUGAAUAAUACAAAAAAUAUAUAUAAUACAGCUUAAAAAACCCCAUUUCCUGUUCUGUUUAGGGUAUAACAUUGAUAUCCGCUGAGGAUUGUGAGUUGUUGUUACUUGAUCUCUUAUCAUUAGGCACUGGUGCAUCUGUAGAGCGCGCUUUGGUGUAAAUGAAGUAAUUGACAUGUGAGACACACAUAUAUGAAACUGGAGCGCAUCUUUGGGUUUAUGAGUGCAUAAAGAUUUAAAAGGGAAUAGAGAUGUGCACGAACAGUGUAAACCUGCCACAACCAAAACCGUUUUACUUUUGAUGCACAUUAAACCUCCAACAAUAGCUCUCUGUUUAGUGUGAUCAGUGUUCUCUAUUAGCCAGUACCCUAUUAUUAUCAUUAUUAUCAUUAUAAUUAUUAUUAUUAUUAUUAUUGUUAUUAUUAUCAUUAUUAUUAUACUACAUGUGCCUGCUGAAUUGUUUUGCACUAAAUAUGUAGCUCAAGGCCCUGGCAGAAACUUCUGCUGGGGAAAAAAAUAUUUUUCUUUCUAAUUUAAUUUGCCAAAAAAAUGACAACAAACUGGUCUAAAUUCAGUUGAGACACAUUCAAAAAAACGCUGUAUAUGAAGCUGAUUCAGGUGAAAUCCCUCAAACAGGGACGUCUGUUAUGAGCCUGUUGGAGGGGAGAGUUUUCUUUCAAAUAUUUCCAGGCCAAACAUCCUCCGCCCCCAAUGCCUCUCUCUUCCUCUCAUCAUCCCGGCAGCGUGGAUUCGCACAUGAAGAGAUCUGAUUUUCAGCACAUGAUGAAUAAAAGCGACCAAGUCAGUCUAAAACUCAGAUGACUUUUUUGUCUGUUAUGGUUUUGUUGUUCUUUUUUUAACCUCUGUUCCUCCUCAUUGUGUGCCGUUUACGUUCAGAGCCCUUAUUGUACAUUUGGAUGUUAAUAACAAUUUUGUUGUAAUUAUAAAUAAGCUUGUACAUUGAUGUUGUUUUUGAUGCAAUUUAUCUUUAACACAAAUUGGGGGUUUUUCUGAUAUAUUGGACCAAUAAUAAAAGGAAUGAAUGCAUUU